This is a messenger RNA of Pecten maximus, 5642 nucleotides long. RefSeq lists its product as uncharacterized. The transcript is spliced from 11 exons. The record is from RefSeq and is a predicted model, not a curated record. NCBI's taxonomy places the organism in Eukaryota, Metazoa, Mollusca, Bivalvia, Pectinida, Pectinidae. The coding region runs from base 170 to 2185 and encodes 671 amino acids.
GUAUUUAGGAAAGGUGCCCACCAUGGAAAUACCAUGUCUGGUUAUAAAUUCUACAUAUUUGUUCUUCCGGGUUUAGGACUAACUUUUUCGUCGACAUUGUUGGAGCCACUCGAGGCAAUAAACUAGAGGCAACAAAUGGACAAAGUAUGCCGCAUAUAAUAUACAACAUAUGAGCUUGGAUAACAUGGAAAAAGGGCUCUUGUGGAUCACCGCCCUAGUAACCAGUAUUCUAACUAUACGUGGUCAAACGUCAAACGUCACUUACAUGGUGUGUACCAAUAGGACGACAUGGAAGGAUGCUGCCAGUGCCUGUAAUCAACUAAAUGGAACACUGAUUGAUUCGUCUGAGUAUAUCGAGAAUGCCAGCAAUAAAACUUUGUCUGAAAACAACAGUUAUUGGACAAGCUCAUUCUCUUUCCUGACAGAAUGGGUGGAGUUGAAAGGUUGUUUCUACAUCCAAAACUCUACAGCCGUUUGCAUACAGCAUAACGACAACAGUGUAGACAUAGGCUGGUCAUGUUAUGCAUAUUGUGAAAAUUACACAUACUUUGGAAUUAUAGACGACGUGUGCGUGUGUUUUUCUGAAACCCCGUCGAAUAUCAGCAUUCCUUCGUUCAACAAUUGUCCAUCAUGUUCGAAUAGUUCGAGCUUUCAGUGUGGCGUGGAUGGAUACACCGCCUUAUACAAAAUACGGAAGGAUUUUAACAAAACUGAAAUGUGUGCGUCAUACAACUGCCAAGGUAAUGGGAAAAAUGCCUAUUCAUUUGGAUUUACAGGACAGUCAUGUAAAGGUCUAUUAAAAGUGCAGUGUAAUGACGGCCAUGUCAGUAGUAAAUUAACCAGCUGGUUCGAAGCAAGGCAGGUGUGUGAGAAAAGGAAUAGUUUUAUCUUACGGCAUCCUUUAGCUGAAUGUAAAACAAAACCACACAAAAGCAAUCCUAGCUGGGAUAACAUUCAUAGAAACAACGCGUCGUUUACCACAGGAUUUGAAUUGAGAUCUGGGAUACGACUUCACAACAGACAGCUUUUGAAAUGCUCUUUAAUAACCCCUGGCAAUGAUAAACCAGACUAUGACAGAUGUAAUUCCUCCAAGAACGGAUAUAUUUGUAAAAUAGAACAUUCACCUGAUGUGUAUUCACCAGCCAUUUGCACGAUAAAUCAAACGGAACCAGAUGUAUCAACUAUUCCGCCGACUCGUACAACAACUGGUGAACCAACAUCAAGAGAUACUCUCCCUUCAAAUAGUGAGCAAACAACUAUAUCGCAUACAAGCAAAACAAUGGGCAAUAUUACGGAAGCAGACAACAUGGUGCUGUAUAUAGCAAUAGGAGCGGGAGUAGGAGGCUUCAUCUUGAUCGUUUUGAUCGUCAUCAUCAUUUGUACAUGUAGAAAGAGGUCAAACAGGAAAAGAGCAACUGAAAAAGAAAGCAAGGAUAGGCACGACAUUGACCUUGAUGGCGGACAGGUGAAUCAUAUGGAAGCAGCAGAAAGAUACGUCUCAAUGAAGUCAGAGCAAUCAAUAGUAAGAUAUAAAGAUAUAGGAAAAAAUGGCGGAGACUGUUAUGAACAGAUUGUCCUCCCAGACGAGGAACCAAGCGAGGGUUUUCCAAAAGUGCACGGUAUUGUUUGCAAUGGCGACAAAAAACAACGCAAUAAUGAUGUCCCAGAGACAUCAAACGUUGUGGAAGAUAACAAAACUGAGGAUCAUUAUGCUGAACUUGAUAGCGAGUCUCAUCCAAAGGAGAAAAUCCGUAUACAACCAGAAACCAACACAGUAAAAAUCAAUGAUCAAAAAGAAGGAGAAGACGAUUAUGAUCACUUUGGACAGGCAAACAUACGUUCAUCUGUUUCCUCUAAUUAUGAUCACGUCCAUUUGAGAAAUUCAAUAACAACGAAAAAAGAACAUGCAGAUGAUACUGAAGACUACGAUCAUAUUCCAGGAGCAGCAGGAAGACGAAAUGAAGCGGAAGUAGAUUCCACUUACGACCAUGCGCAGAACUUUGAAUUAAGAGAUAGUGCAUCUUCAAACUAUGAUCAUGUGGUUUUGUUGGGAGACCAGGAACACUCUGAUGCAAACAGAGUAUCAGAUGACUACGACCACACGACAAAUGUAAGCAAAGUGGGGACCGAGGACGAGAACAGGGGAAGUAAUUAUACACAGGUGACACUUCCUGAUCCUACCUGAUAUACUACAAUAAGUAAAUACACUGUAAGCUUACCAACAAAUCAUUGAUAUAACCAGCGUUUCGUUAUCUAUUAAAUGAAUUUGAAUUAUUCCAGUAUAUCUGUAGGUGUGACAAAAACAACAGUAAAGGGACAGUUUUAUAUACGAUGUAAGCAUCACAGACUACACAGCCUUGAAAUCAUUCUCGCGAUAUUAUGAUAUCGUAAGUCGUAUGAUAUUGUACAUAAUGUAAUUUGUUGAUAGGUAUUUACCAUUUGUACCGUAAAUAUCUCUAGCAUGAUAGAAAUUAAUUUUCAAAUAUCAAUAUUGAUUGAUUUUCAUGUCAUUGUUAAAUAAAUGUGUCAAAAAUGAUAUUACAGAAGUACCAAAUAUAAUAGGUACCUUCUGACUACUAGAUAUGAUUCAAGCUUAGUCGGCUUGGACUAUUGAUACAAAGUGAUUACCAAAUUUUUCAUAGAUAAUCCAUGUACAUGUGCUUUGUUACUGCGAUUUAUAUUAUUUCCAAUGUAACGAGUUUAAAGAUUCAAAGGUAGCAGAAAAUUAAUAUCAGCUUGUUAAUUUAUGUCGUAUUUUCAUGCGGCAAUGUCUAUAAUUCUAAGGAAAUGUAUUUUAAUUUGCUUUGCAUCAGAUUUACUUAAGGGGGUAUGGCCAGGAAAUAAUGAAACGAUUGUCAUGAAAAUUGACAUAAAUGAUCUUCGUGUUACCAUUUGCUUUGUUGCAAGAAUUAUUAUGCCUUUCCAUGCUAAUUUUCUCAAUGUCUACAUUUUUGAAGAAAAACAAAACAAAAAAACAAGACAAAACAAGGAAGAAAAACGCCAUUUUUCAGAAAAGGGAUUAUUUCAAAAUGCCACAACUCUCUGCAGAUGUUAGCUGUUUUAGGGAAAAUACUAUUUUAGAUGUGAACUUUACCUACAAUUGUGUAGGAAUUUUAUUUUGGGGACAUUUUCUUUUUCACCGAAAUAUGGAAAUUCGAAUUUUCUUAUUCAGUAAAACUAUUUUGUAAUGAAUGAAAUCAUUCAACCUUUCUUGCAGUUGUAGAUUACCAUCAAUAUUAGAUUACGGAAGAAUAUAAUCAAAGCAGAACAUUAUUAUUUUUUCAUGUAGAGGAAUUAUCUCCCCUUUAUAUUUUUUCACGUUGUUCAAUCGUUUUCCUGGUGUCGCAGACCAACAUGCCUCAUGUUAUUAGCAUAUGUAUCAGUGCUCACAGGGGAGAUGACUCUUAUUAACUCUUCUCAAACGUAGGUCUGACAUUCGAAUAGAAAUCUUUUUUACCGAGUGUUUCAUAUCACAUAAACUCACUCUGAAAUGCAAUUAACGUGAUAUAGAAAUGGUAAAAUUUAUUUUUGUAUCCACAUAUGUCACAUUUUACCACGACCCCGGUAGGGCCAGAAGAAAAGGGUCAUUCCUGCCAUAGAUGCAUGCGUGAUGGGGAAAUCCACAUCCGGGUGAAUUAAGGGUUAGAUGUAUAUCUAUUUAAUAUGUUGUAUAUCUGAUAUAAUUUUAUGCUUAUGAUGAUCAGUAAAAUUAUUAUCAUACCGAAAAUGUUAAGUGUUUUAAGAAGUAUUGAGGAAUUAUUUCCACUUUAUAUGUGUAAGGUUAAAAAGGGCCUAUUAGGCACACUUGCCUUUUCGUUACAAAUUUCUAGGAAAGUUUAGCUUUUACUAAGAAGGUACCUGGUAUCUUGUUGCAUAUGAGUUAUAUCGUAUGUAUUUUGUAGUUUGAAAGUUCAACAGUUGUAUAAGAUUUCUUAAGUUUUGUUCAGAUAUUCAUUAAGACGUUUUGUUAAGGAACGCUAAGAUACACUGUCAUUUGGAAUGACAAAUUCAGAAAGUAAGCAAAUAAGCAAGGUACACCAGACGUUAUAAACAAUUGUUUAUCAUAAAAUUUUACUAUUGUUAUAAAGAAAUUUAUUCUUUUUUAUUCUUUGGACCAUCAUCAGCAUUACAUGACUCCAGACUCCAUUGGUAAUAUUCACUUAUAUUAUUUUAUUCUGUUGUCGAGGAUUCUUUGUAAUGUAAUAAAAUAUUUCCUGUUUUAAAGUCUCGCGGACAUAAGUUAAUUUUUGUAUGUAUAGUAAUGCUAAUUCAUUGAUAUAUAUAUAUAUAUAUAUUUGGUGUGAUUUAUUUCGUAUGCUUUGUGAGAUUUCUAUUUGUAGUCAUUUUCAUAUAACAUAACUUAUUAUGAGCCGGUAUUUUUGCUUCAUUUUUUUAUGUAGAAAAGGACCAUUCAAAUCAAAUUUUGUCAUUUUAUAAAAUCUUACAAAUUACCUUAUUUUCACAUAUUAUAGGCAUAAACCAAUUAUAUUCUUAUUUUAGAACUCAAAUGACCAAUUGACAAAAGUUUGAAUGUAAUAAGGUAUCAAUUAUACAUUUUGUAUAUAAAUCAAACUCUCAAUUUGAAAGGUGCUAAUAUCUCCAUUUGCUGAUAUAUGUUUCUGAGAAACCAAAUAACUCACCUAUUUUCAUUUUUUUCACUUCACAUAAUGAAUCAACAUAUUUCAGCAUUAUCAUCAUCUAGUAUCUUCGCCCAUUACAUAUUCAUUUCAUGCAAGCCAGCACUGUUAAAUGUCACCCCGCUGUUGGAAUAUAUGUCUGUCCAUGAAAUAUCACGGAAGAAAUUUCAGUUUUAUUCAUUAUUAGUUUUAGGUGGAAGUCAAAAGAAUACAGCAAACACCUUUAACCAGAGUCUAAACACGACUAAGAUAUGCAAAUUUAUAUUCAGGAGUUAAAGAGUUUAUAACCGUUGCGUCAUAUAAGCAACAUGUUCUUUAAUUGCCAGAUAGUAUUUUUCCGGAUUUCAUCAAUUCCUAAUUUCAAAUUAUAAUCUUAAAGGUUUAUAUCUGAAAAGAAAAUGUUGCUAUUUAUUAAAUGAUCACCUGGCCGAUGUAUACUAGACUUAGCAAGCCAAGUAGACAUGAAGCAAUAUCGAAUUGGUAUUUUAUCCAAUCAUAAAUCGUAUACGUACCUCAUUUGAAGGUGCUCUCAUAUGACAGGAUAUAAUAUCUGCAUGCACCUUUAAUUGGAUAGAUAAUAAGCUUUAUUUUACAGUUAUUGUGAAAGAAGUUAAUUCAGUUUAAAUUAAUCACCCUUGUUGGCCCGGUUGGAAGCGCACAAGGGAUCUUACUUUUAUUUGUAUUCUUUUUUACGUCUGUCUUACUCGUAAAAUAUAUUGAGCAAGUAGACCUAGGUCUUUUAAUCAAGUUAACUUGGUUCAACAUACGACCACACGGACAGUACUGUUUAAAACUACAUUGUAGAAAUAGGCACAUAUAGUGUUCAAAAUAUGUAUUAAUAUCUCAUGAUUAUUGGAUGAUAUUGUAAAAAUAAAAUUGUAUGUAUUUCUCAUACUACCAAACGUGUUACUGUUAACUAUACACUGUGUAAUUUAUAAUAAAUAUAUGAUAAGUCAGUAGGUUGAACUACUUCUUAUGGUGAUAAUAAAAUGCUUCUAAGUCUUU